UCAUUAGAUUAUGUCAUUACAUUUUUGCCCUCACCAGUAACUUGAAUGACCUUCUUGUUUCUAUCGUCCUCGACCUUGUUUGUGACUCUGACUCUCUCUCUCUAACAUCUGAACCUACGCCGCCAUUGACGACCGACCUACUGAGGUCUGGCCCUGAGCAAUAGGGUCCCUUGUUCUUCUGGAUUUUCCGAUCCGAGAGAAUGUUGCUUUAUUAGAGAAGGGAAGAAAAGAAAAUUUAUCUGAGACAAGAGGAUGAGGUCUUCUUCAGAAGGAAUCAACAUCGCCGCAAGGACUCAGAAGCUCGAUGUGGACAAUCGGAUCUCGCUCCGAUUCUACUACCGGAUCGCUGAUAACGUCCUCAGACAGGCUGACAUCUUUCGAAGAGAGAAGAAUAUUAUAGAUUUAUACGUCAUGCUCAUGAGGUUUUCAAGUUUGGUUUCUGAGACGAUACCAUGCCAUCGAGACUAUAAAGCAUCUCGACAAAGCAAUACAAAUUUUCUCAUGAAGAAAUUAUUGGAUGCCCUGAAUGAGCUGGAAGAGUUGAAGCCAGCAGUGCAACAGAAGCUUGAUGAAUUAAACAGAAAACAUGUGUACCAAGUAAAUGGGUGGGGUCAUAUUCAUCAGAACAGUUCGUUUGAUUCCUCGCUGGAGUUGUAUCCUAUAAAAAAGCAAACUGCGACUAGUCAUAAUAUAACAAAGACACCACAACCUGCGGCUCAGAAAUUUGUACAUCAGGGUUUGAAGACCCAACAGUUCUUAUAUGCCAAGCCAGUAGAAGAACAAUUCCGCAGAUUAUCACUAAGCAUCCCCCUUCCAAAGGAGGAAACUCUUUCUAGACAUUCUAUUUUGGGUCCGAAUGGGCUUCGAGGACAGUGGCAACCUCCUAGUAGUGAUAAAGGGGUCCAAUAUCCAAGCAAUCUAGACUUGACUCCGGUUGUAAUUCCAAGUCUGCAGCAGCCAGUAGAAAAUGGAGUUCUGAUCAGAAAAGACUCUAGCAACUCAGAACAUGAAAGAUCAAGUUUGGAAUCAAUUCUUCCAGUAAAUGAUGAAAAUCAGACGUGUCAUGUUGAAGAAGAUCUCUCCUUGAUUUCCUUUGAAACAAUAGAGACCCCUACUCAAAUAGACAUUAUCAGACAGCCUUCUCCCCCACCUGUUCUAGCAGAUGUACAAGACUUGAUUCCUGCAUCAUCCCUAGUUACUGAUGCAGCAAAUGUAAUGGAGAAUCCCUCACCUGAUGGCUUAGUUUGUUCUGAACCUCCUCUGCAAUUACACAUUUCAACAAAAUUGAUGGAUAGCUUCAUGAAGAUGGCUAGGUCAAAUACCGAUAAGAAUUUAGAAACUUGUGGUGUUCUUGCAGGUUCACUUAAAAACCGAAAAUUUUAUGUUACAACUCUCAUCAUUCCGAAGCAAGAAUCGACAUCAGAUUCUUGUCAGACAACAAACGAAGAGGAAAUAUUUGAAGUGCAGGAUAAGCAAUCUCUUUUUCCCCUUGGCUGGAUUCAUACUCAUCCUACGCAAUCCUGUUUCAUGUCAUCAAUUGAUGUUCACACACAUUACUCAUAUCAGAUUAUGUUGCCAGAAUCUAUCGCAAUUGUUAUGGCACCAAGAGAUAGUUCGAGUUCUUCUCGCAACUGCAGAACCCAUGGCAUUUUCCGGUUAACUAAUCCUGGUGGCAUGACAGUCAUAAGACAAUGUCCGCGGCGUGGCUUUCAUCCACACGAUCCACCUGCCGAUGGUGGCCCAAUUUACAAACAAUGUUCAGAUGUUUAUAUGAAUCCCGACCUAAAGUUCGACGUUGUAGAUCUACGGUGAUUGCAAUAACGACAAAUGGAUUGGUACUGAUUUACAAUAACAUUCGAAAGAAUUGAUAGACCCUGUGUGCUUUAUCAUUCAUCAGUGUGAGUCUGAUAAAUUUUAAAAUUAACAUUUUUUGUACAAAUUGUGAAAUUCUGAGACUUAAUUUUUUAGGAAUUACCUUGUAAUUAAUUACUACUCUUGGCCCCAAAAUUGUAAAGGAAGAAUUGGAUGUUUCAAGAGUUGAUCAAAUGAACUUGUGGGUUUAUGCCCUUGUAUUGAUCAUUCAAUCUUCUAGUAAAGAUUGGACAGGUUGUAUUGUUCAAGUUAAUCCAUUCUUAUGGAAGUAAUGAACUUUAGUAAGAUUGGACAGGUUGUGUUGUACAAGUUAAUCCAUUCUUAUGGAAGUAAUGUUAAAGUUCAUUUGAGAAUUAUUA
Cornus florida is the source of this 2231-nucleotide messenger RNA. Its product is annotated as AMSH-like ubiquitin thioesterase 1. NCBI's taxonomy places the organism in Eukaryota, Viridiplantae, Streptophyta, Magnoliopsida, Cornales, Cornaceae. The record is from RefSeq and is a predicted model, not a curated record. Gene Ontology annotation, cellular component: membrane; endosome. Gene Ontology annotation, molecular function: metal-dependent deubiquitinase activity; protein binding; K63-linked deubiquitinase activity. The coding region runs from base 253 to 1812 and encodes 519 amino acids. The transcript has 14 exons. Gene Ontology annotation, biological process: protein K48-linked deubiquitination; protein K63-linked deubiquitination.